AUGGAUUCUCCUAAUCUAUUUACGACCUCUCAGGGGUUUGUAAAUUUACUAACUAGCCAACAAGAAAUCACAUAUAGCUUUCCCCAAACUAUCGACCUUGGAUCAUCUGAACUACCUCGGUUUAGUAGCCAAAGCUCAGAUGAUCCAAGUGUACCUGUUGAAGAUCGAAGGCAAACAAGGCCAUGGACGGCGAAGGAGGAUGUUGUGCUCAUUUCAGCCUGGUUGAACACUAGCAAAGACCCUGUGGUCGGAAAUGAGCAGAAGUUGGAGGCUUUUUGGAAGAGGAUCCAAAAAUACUUCAACUCUAGCCUUGAACUCAGUGGUCCAGAAGCAAGAACGGCUAGUCAGUGCAAACAAAGGUGGGGGAGGCUGAACGAUCAGGUGUGCAAGUUUGUCGGUUGUUUUGAAGCCGCCGUGAAGGAUAAGAGAAGUGGGCAAAAUGAUAAUGAUGUGCUGAAGGCAGCACCCGAGAUUUUCUUUAACGACUACCAAGCAAAGUUCACUCUAGAGCACGCAUGGAGAGAGUUGCGUUUUGACCAAAAAUGGUGCUCAAAGGGAUCAGGGAAACGAAGAAAGAUGGAUGAGUCAGCAAGCAGCCAAGAGGAAGUCGUGCUUGAGGAUGAUUCAGAGCCACGUCCGAUUGGAGUUAAGGCUGCAAAAUCUGGUGGUACAGCUAAGAAGAGUGGAUCAAAGCUCAAAGCUGAGGUUCAAGCAGAUAAAACUCUUAAGCAUCUACAGACUGUGUGGGAAAUCAAGCAAAGUGAUAUGGAAAUGAAGCAACAUGAUUUGGAAUUGAAAGACAAGCUGUCAAGCAAGAAGCUGCUUGAAAAGCUACUUACUAAACCCGAGCCAUUGACUGAAACCGAAAUGAAACUUAAGGACAAGCUAAUCAAUGAUCUGUUGUAA
Molecule: messenger RNA, 906 nt
Organism: Eutrema salsugineum
Lineage: Eukaryota; Viridiplantae; Streptophyta; Magnoliopsida; Brassicales; Brassicaceae
Product: glutathione S-transferase T3-like
Exons: 1
Coding region: 1-906 (301 amino acids)
Source: RefSeq, a predicted model, not a curated record